AUGACGACGGUUGAGGAGCUGUGCGAGAAUUUUACAAAAAUCGGUUUGAUACGCGAGUGCGAGAAGCUGGGUUUGCCAACCAACGGUGGAAAGUGGGAAAUUGCGGAAAAGAUCAUCAACCAGCGGAGUAAGAUGGGCUCCAAUGGUGAAGACGGUGAUGUUCUGGAAGGCGAAAAAGACGAUGAUCGGUGCCCGGAAGAUGAUGGUGUUUGUGAGAAAGACGGCUCGCAACACUCCGGUAUCGAUGAACACGAUGACGAUGGCAACCCAAGCAAUCACGACGAAGAUGAUGACGAAGAUGACGAUAUCGAGGAAGAGGAUGAAGAAGAUUCUGAUGUAAUGUAUCGGACAGCAAUGAAAGUUUCAUCAACUCCCAAAAUUUCACGAGAUACAUCGAAACGACUAAAAGUGUACUCCUUCAGAGACAUGGAAGAGAGUAUUGAAUCCUUUGGUGCCGAGGAAGGAGAAGACGUGCGAAUGUGGCUGAUGCAACUUAAAAGCGUGUGCAAAGCGGCACGUUGGGAUAAAGAACAGCAGCUAAUUAUGUGCCGUAAGAAACUGACCGGAACGGCAAGACGAUUCAUGUUUUCCCUUCGGAGUAGUUUCAACAGUUUCGAGAAGUUGGAAAAGGCGCUGAUUAAGGAAUUCGCUCCACGCAUACGGGCAGGCGAUGUGCAUCGUGCAUUGACCAACCGGAAGAAAAGGUCAACCGAGACAAUUCGAGACUACAUUUACGACAUGCAACGGCUGGCGCUUCCGAUCGAUCUAGAUGAGCCAAGCCUGUGUGAGUAUAUAGUGAGUGGAAUUACCGACGAUAAGUAUUAUCAGUCGUCACUAUUAGAAGCCCAAACAAUCGAACGGCUGAAAAAGAAACUGGCUACCUUCGAAAAGGUAACGAAGACAGCAGAGGACAAGACGAAACGUGAGGAGUUAUCAUACAAGAAGCAACCUGUUAUGAGAAACAGUAAAGUCGCAAGGUUUCCAGUGGUUAGAACUGAAGCGACGACAGCCGCUUCCAUUCCAGGAAAGCACUGCUACAAUUGCGGCGAGCGCGGGCACCAGGUACAAACGUGUCCCAACAAAGCACAAGGUCCGAAGUGUUUCGCCUGUAGUUCUUUCGGACAUCGGGCCACCGAGUGUCCACAUAGGAACGUUUCGCGAACAAACAUGGUUGUGGACAAUACAGGAAUGGUCGAGACGAUUAUCAAUUCCACGAAACUCCAAGCUCUGUUCGAUAGCGGCAGUCAGCAGAACCUGAUUACCAGAACGGGCUACCAUAGAAUUUGCGAACCUCCGCUUACCCACACUACGAUGCAGUUUUGUGGAUUUGGUGGGGUAAAAACCAAAGCGAUCGGCUGUUUCGCCACGGCCCUGACAAUAGACAACACGACCUACAGCGAAGUGAAGUUUUUCUUGGUACCCGAUGAAAGUAUGCCAUACCAUCUGGUGUUGGGCAGAGAUUGCUUGAACAUAUUCGAAGUAAAAAUCACGUCGUCUGGUAUUGAAGUAAUUCCGCGAGAGUGUACGAGUGAAGUAUUGUUGAUUCAAUGCGAUAAUGGUCAAGAGAUAGAUGCCCCGCUGAAAUACGUUGAGAGCAUACAGAAGCUUAUUGACAAUUAUUCUCCAACUACGCAAAUGAAUAGUAAAGUUGAAACGAAAAUAAUCUUGUAUGAUGAUACACCUGUGCGCUCCUCACCAAGGCGGUUCGCACCAGGUGAAAAGGCGGUAUUGGAAAAAACAAUGGAUGAGUGGUUGGCGGCGGGUAUAAUAAAAGAAAGUGAGAGUGACUACGCGAGUCCCGUUACGCUUGCGCGAAAGAAGGACGGUACCUUACGAGUAUGUGUAGACUACCGUGAGCUAAAUCGGAAGAUGGUGAAGGAUUGCUUUCCCAUGAGAAACAUUGAGGAUCAGAUUGAUCGGUUGAAAUCGGCAAAUGUGUUUACUACGCUCGACUUGAAAAAUUCGUUUUUUCAUGUUCCGGUAGAAACCUCGAGUCAGAGGUACACUGGUUUCGUUACCCACGCGGGACAAUAUGAGUUUCUUCGAACACCUUUCGGGCUAGCAAAUAGUCCAGCGAGUUUCGGCCGAUUCGUGGCUGAUGUGUUCCGCGAUCUGAUAAAACACGGAAGUAUUCUAGUGUACGUGGAUGAUCUUAUUAUUCCUUCUUCCGACGUAGAAACAAACUUACAAACUCUUCGAGAAUUAUUGAAAGUUGCGGGUGAAAACGGUGUUCAGUUUAACUGGAAAAAAUCGCAGUUUUUGAAGACUGAAGUCGAGUAUCUUGGUUUGUACAGCGCGCAUCGCCGCAUCCUUAACGCGCUCCGUAAGGUCCGGGGAACAGCUUCAUCGCUCGCGGAUACUCGCUACUACUACUACUACUCGUGCAAAAACGCUCCAGAAUGUCCACCAGCACCCAGAAAGGGAUGUGAAACGGCACGUGGUGGUGUUUCAACACGGUUACUAUCACCGACGAUGCGGCAAUGA
Messenger RNA from Anopheles nili, 2484 nucleotides. RefSeq lists its product as uncharacterized. The record is from RefSeq and is a predicted model, not a curated record. The transcript is spliced from 2 exons. NCBI's taxonomy places the organism in Eukaryota, Metazoa, Arthropoda, Insecta, Diptera, Culicidae. Gene Ontology annotation, molecular function: zinc ion binding; nucleic acid binding. The coding region runs from base 1 to 2484 and encodes 827 amino acids.